GUCACUUGGGAGGUAAUCACUGAGACAUAUUGCCUAUCCUUCACACAAAAAAUCCCUGGUAACCAGCUCGUCUAUGGGCUGUUCUAGAAAGCUUGCUGAAGAUGGCAUUAGGCUACCAGUUUCCCUCCUUAACGACCAUUAUAUGCGGUGUAUUUGUGGCCUAUGUUAUCCAGUCAACAUGGACUCUAGGCCAGCUCUUCAUUCCUCCCAACUGUCCAGAUCCAACCCAGUGCAUACAUCCACUUAUUGCCCAAGACCCUAAACUACAGUUGCUGGCAUUUACGUCACAGAAAAUAAUGCCCGAGUAUGCAAGUGAUCUUCGUCUGGUUCACCAAGUACAGGAGUUUGACUACUCCACGGAGAAGGAGACAGUCGUGUUGGUGCCCAUACCCAAGAAAGUUCGCAACAAUGGCACAAUGUACCUUCACAUUUUCCUGACCUCGAGUGGAGUUGACCCGGAUGACUGGGGAAGUGUGGUGAAUGACGAGCUCUCUGUGUACGGCAUGGCUCACUUAACACAAUUCCAUAUUCCUGAUGCCACAACUUUCAACUUACUUGGCAAGGAGAAUGAAAAGGAGGAGAAGCCAUCUGACCACGAACAGAAACCCGUAACACACUUCCAGUCAGUAGUGGUUUUCAACGUUCUCACCCAUACUGUCAGUCUUCCACGCAAAGAGAUGCCCUAUGACAUUGGCCAUUCCUUGAGGAUACAUUCCAGUGGUCGCUACUUACCAAUACUCUACGUUGAUCGUCUGAGUGCUCGACUUCGUGAUCUGGUAGAAGUGAAGUCAUCCUCGGUGGAAGCGAACCUUACUCUUAAAUAUUCUCCUAUAUCUUACGGGAAAUUAAGAUUAUGGAUGCAGUUUGAAGGGGCCCUGACACCAAUGGCACACCUUGGUUUCACACCCAAAGAUCUGGAUGAAGUGAAGGGCAUUUUCUCGGACACAAACCUCUACUUUCUUUUUAUAACAUUCCUUGUUGCAGCCCUGCAUAUGCUGUUUGAUUUCCUAGCCUUCAAAAAUGAUAUAUCAUUCUGGCGGACACGUAAGACCAUGGCUGGGAUCUCUACUUCUUCUGUUGCAUGGCGAGCCAUCUCCCAGAUAAUUAUCUUUUUAUACCUUAUGGAUGAGAACACAAGCAUGUUGGUCUUAGUGCCAGCUGGGGUGGGAGGAAUCAUUGAGCUAUGGAAAGUAACAAAGGCUUUCCAUAUAAAGUUUCAUGGCUGGCGUCCAAGAUUCCAUACUUCAAGGACCUCUGCUGAGAGUGCCACCCAAGAGCUAGACUCACAAGGAAUCAAAUAUCUCAGCUAUUUGCUCUACCCAUUAAUAAUUGGUGGUGCUGUGUACUCUCUCAUGUACACUCCUCACAAAAGUUGGUACUCCUGGGUGAUUAACUGCCUGGUGAAUGGUGUUUAUGCUUUCGGGUUCCUCUUUAUGCUUCCACAAUUGUUUAUUAACUACAAGCUGAAGAGUGUUGCACAUCUACCAUGGAAAGCCUUCAUGUAUAAAGCCUUCAACACAUUUAUAGAUGAUCUGUUUGCCUUCAUCAUCACGAUGCCAACAGCCCAUAGAGUCGCAUGUUUCAGGGACGACAUAGUCUUUGUCAUCUACCUUGUUCAGAGAUGGCUGUAUCCAGUUGACAAGAGCCGCCUAAAUGAGUUUGGUGAGUCUGGGGAAGAGAAACAGUCACAGCCACAGCCAAACCAGAAGAAGUGUAAAAAGGAAUAAGCAUCAGGUUCAUUAGGCAUGUUGUAUGUAGAGAUGACAAUAAGAAAAAUACAUUGAAGGAUACAAGACAAUCAAAGAACAUUAAAGUAGAGCAAGUAAAGCAAGUAAUUAAUAUCACGCGCAUACGCACACAUGUGUGCACAUGCACACACAGCUUUUGUGCAUACAGACUGCAGCACAAGUUUAUGUAGUGUAGGGUAGUUAGCACCUGUUUCUUUGAUUAUUUAUUGUUAACUGUGUUCACAGUAGAUUGUGUUAGAACCACUAAGUACAGUACUGUAGUAGUAUCUUAACCUGGGGUUGUUGGUGCUCACAUCAGUGUACUGUACAGUAUCAUAUACAAGUUAGAACUUUAAGUGGCUAGACAAGUCACUUAUGACUGAUGGUGACCCUUGUGACGUUUUUCAUUAUUUAUCAGUUGUUUGCACAUACCAGUCACAUCAUUUAGCUGAUAAUAUGAUGACUUAAGAUUUAUAAAAGAAUCUUGUUUUUUCUGAAUCACUGAAUGGUCUUGUAUACAUCAAUGUCAUAUCUGAGGUACAGUAUACAUCUGUCAUAACCACAACUAUAUUUACACGCAUAUCAUACAGUUGUCACUACACUUGAAUGAUGCUGUGGACUUAAAGCCAACUCAGUAAUUGUGUCACAUUCCUCUCCAAAGACCCCAAGGUAAAACUUAUCAGUACUUAAAGUUGAUUUGUAGGUUUACAUAUUACUAAACCCAGCAAUUUUCAGUAGGGGUAGUAUCAUAACCCAUACUACUGUGUAAGUCUUUAUUUUCUGUAAACAAUAUUUCUCAGAAAUUAUUUAUUCUGGUGUAUUUUGUUUAACUUUUUUUUAUAUCCAGAGUGGGUUUGAAUCUUCGUUUUGGCAUAGUUUACCUGAACUAGUGGCAGUAAAAGUAAAUAUAUCUUGCCACACGUAACACAUCAUUUGUGGAAAGUGGUCAUUACAUGUCCAUUAUUUUUCCUGCAUUGGAAUUUAAAUUCGUCUGGUAUAACCUGAUGAAUUUUAUAUUUGCUCAUGGUUUUAUAGAAUUCAGGGAUUAUAUUUCAGUGCAAAAGGAUGUGUGGAAAAAUGGAUUGAAGUGACCUGUUGUUAUGGUCAGAGGACAUAUUUAUUCACAAUGUUUCAAACAUACUUUCUGCCGAAUGUCUGAGUUUACUUAGUUUUGUCAAGAGAAGUGUAACCAGAGACAGCUAUGUGACAUCCAGAAAUAUCAAGCACAUUUGAAGAAAUUUAUUGAGGACUAAAGGAGACUUACAAAAAUGACAAUGUUUUCUGGAAAUGAGGUUGCUCUUUCUGUAAAUUAAUUAUCAUUAUGUUUCCAGUUAAAUAAAUAUGAAUUGACCUAGUCUCUCCAUUGAUGCUGUUUGCACAAAUUUAGGAGCCUCUGAUACAAAUUCCAAGCAACAGAAUUAGUUCUGUGACCAUGGGUUCACCUUUAAAUUUGGUUUGGAAUGAACAUACACAUAGAUUUAAUGUUCAGGAAGUCAGCAUUCUAAAAGAAAACCACUUUUUGUUAUGAGUACAUAUCCAAGUCUCUUAUUAUGGGGUUGAACAAACAUUCCAAAGUUUAAUCCGCUGAGAAAGGUAUUUUUUGUCUAAUACCGGUAGUUUACUGUACCCUGAAUUUUGAGGACCUUGAUUGACCAAGGAAGUUAUUCAGUUCAUGUUGUUUUUGUGGUCUUAUUUUGGGGUAUUUUAAGGUAUGGGUAGUGUAGUGUAUGAACCACCUUUCUCUGCUAAAUAAAAUUGUCUGGUGUCAGCCAAAUAAAAUAUUAAAAGUUGUGUUUCAUAGUGAAGGGGUUAAUGUUUGAUCAUGACUUAUCAGUACAUUCCUUCAUUGUUUGUGCACAUUGGUAUUGUGCAAAUGUGCACAUGCAGUUGUACAUACAUACAGUAUAUUGAUUGAUAUGAUGGACAUAAGUUUAUAUGACAUACUGUACAGGUACAGUAUUUGAAAUUGUCGAUACCUUCAGAAAUUUUUUUUAUAAAGCAGGGUUAGAGUUCUGAUGAUCAUUUUGUUCACUCAUAUUGGAAAAUUAUCUAGCAUAUAUGUGUAUGCACAAACUUGAAUGCAUAUAUGAAUAUAUAUGCACUGGAGUUUAGACACAUGUUAUAACAAUACAAUACAUGUGGACUGUAAAGAGAAGCAUUUGCUUUAUGUACUGUAGUUUAGAAAAAAUCAACAAAUUUUUUACCCAUUUUUAUUUAUUUAAUUACAUAUUAAUGGAAUAGUUACAUUAAUGUUUGAAUAUGUGUUUAUUAUUCAACAUGCCCCCCUUUUGCUUCAGUAUACAUGUUUGGAGAUGUUGAGUAAAAUUGUCCAAACAUUUGCACUAAUGGUAUGGGAUGUGAUGCAAAUAGCAUUAGUGAUAUGAUAUUGUAGCUCAUCCAAGGAUGUGUGUGUUAAGGGGAGAGGAAGUUUAAUUAAGGGGAGAGUUUCUGCCGGGGUUAUCUGAGGUUGAAUUAAACACUCAAACUUUGUGCCUAACCAAAUGUUGAGUUUGCUGUUCAUUAUUUGAAAAUCUAACAGAGGUUACGGACAAAAUCAUACAUCGUCUCCAAAUACAGUGUAUUAAUUGAAAGAGAAACAUGGACAUUGAUGACUGAAUAUUAUUGCAACUGUUCCAUCUGACUUUCAGCUGUUUAUGGGGCACCCUGAGUAUACUGUAUUGUAUAGCAUAUAGUUUAUAGGUACAGUAAUUGCAUUGUUGAUUUUAUUUAGUUUUGUUUUUUGUUUUUUUGUUUUUCAUAUAAAGAAUUUCCAUUCCGAUUUGUUCAAAGUUAAAUUAUUAAAAAAAUUUAUUCAGCAGUACUUUAUGAUGAAAAAGUGAAAGUGGUAAAGAAGUUUUAUUGAUAUUUGUAACACAUUUUGAUACCAUUCUAAAUACUGUACACUAGUGUUGUUGUAACUCUUUAAGUAUAUUUUCAGCAUGAGUGUCUGCACUAUGAAAGGGAUAGACUGUAUAGGUAGUACACAAGAAAUAAGAAAGCAUUGAAUUUGUUCAUAAUAGCCAAGUGAAAAAUUUGGUUAUUAUGGUUGUAGUAUAGAAUAUUUUGUUGUCAUUAGUGAGCCACUCAGAUGUGUUAACAUAGAUUUGGUCACUUGAGUCAAUCUCAAGAAAUGAAUCAUUAUGGAUGUUAGGUGCAAUUGUAUGGUACUGUAUCAAGACUACUUAAGUACACACAAUGUCCACUUGAUACAGUCAUGUGUUUUGUUAGUUGCUUUCUAUCCAAUUUAUUUUAUAAUGUAUUUAGGUAUGUUUUGAUUAUAGGUAUGGGAGUUAAGGAAAAAGGAUCCAGGAGGGAUGUUAACCUUCCCAAGUCAGAAUAUAGGGAAUAGGAGGUUGUAUGUACUGUACUGCAUCACAGUAAGACAAACUAUAGUAAUGAAGCUCAUAGUUGAAGUUUAUUCUUUGACAUACAUGAUUUUAGUUGUGAAAGUGAGUCCCACAAACAAUUGAAUAGACUAGUGGUGCUAUUUAUCUGGAAUUGGUUUAAUUUUAUUUUGACUAUCUCUUACCAUCAUCUCACAUUUUGUUCUUGGUGGAUGAAACAUUUUCUUUUAAGCAUGUACCUUUUUUCUGUGAUCUCCAUACAUAAGACUGCAUUCCUGUACACUGCAUAAGAGAACUAAUACUGUAUCAUUAUCUCAGCCUAAUCCAGUUUCCAGAUCACUCUACUUCCUCAUGUUAUGCUUACUGAAACAAAAACCAUUAUAAUUUCUCACUGAAUUGAA
Homarus americanus (American lobster) is the source of this 5472-nucleotide messenger RNA. Its product is annotated as cleft lip and palate transmembrane protein 1-like protein. Gene Ontology annotation, cellular component: endomembrane system; membrane. The record is from RefSeq and is a predicted model, not a curated record. NCBI's taxonomy places the organism in Eukaryota, Metazoa, Arthropoda, Malacostraca, Decapoda, Nephropidae. The coding region runs from base 102 to 1727 and encodes 541 amino acids. The transcript has 13 exons.